AUGGCUCGACACUCUUCUCUGCGGGAGGGCAAGGCCAACCCCAACGCGGUGCCGCCUGAGCUUCGAGAUGCCGACUACGUCCACGAGGUCCUGAAUGCCUGCGACGGCACGACCGAGGCAGAUAUGGAACAGCGGCUGUUGGCCAAGGCAGCUGCUCUUGGGAUUGAAACGUCGGGACAAGCAAACGCCGGGCCGGAGCAGGAAACGCAUAUGGGGAGCUCGCUGGAUACACCGAACUUACCACGUGCUCUGGCGGGAUCCGCGGAUUCGGACGGAGCGGCAGACGACGGGACCGAACCGCAGACGUCGGAUCACACGACAGCAACCCAUGCGGCGCCGGCAGAGACCUCGGCGAGAAGGAGGUCCAAAAGCCUCAGUUUCUCCCUGUACGAGCAGUAUAUCAGCCAGGUUGAUCCUGCCAUUGCCCAACCCAAAUUCCUAAGGCCGGCCAACGACAGGUCCGAGUGGUCAGCAGGCGUCGUGGUGAGGUCAGCAACCAGAAAGGGAGUCCGGAGUUUUACCAAAAGUAUAGCGGCGAAGCUGAGGAGGAAGCGGCCCACCGCAAACCUGCCCAUGCCUUGUGUAUGCUGCCAAGAAGACUUCCUAGCCGGUAACAGUGCCCUCCACACGCUGCCAUGCGGCCACCUCUACUGCCGCGACUGUCUGGCGGUCAUGGUCGAUCAAUCCAUCACGGACGAGUCCCGGAUGCCGCCUCGGUGCUGCACCCAGCCCAUCCCGAGCGCCAUCAUCAAAACGGUCCUCCCGCGCGAGAAACAACACCUGUUUCUCAAGGCAGUGGUUCAGUACAGCACGCCCUGGGAGGCUCGGAUCUUCUGCCCGAACACCAGUUGUGGCGAGUUCAUCCCGCCGGCCGACCGGGUCGACCCCAAACGCCCGUUCGAGGCGCUCUGCAAGACCUGCAAGACGCGCGCCUGCGUCAUGUGCAAGCGCAACGCCCACCAGCUCGGGCAGGACUGCCCGGAGGACUUUGAGUCCAACGCCGUGCUCAAGUUGGGCGAGAGCUCGGGCUGGCGUCGCUGCUACAAGUGCCGCGCGCUCGUCGAGCUGGCGCACGGCUGCACCCACAUCACGUGUCGGUGCAAGGCCCAGUUCUGCUAUAUCUGCGGCGCCGUCUGGGACCCGGACGUCGGGUGUCCCAACUUCUGCAACGGCGAGGAGGAGCUCGAGCGCCGGCGCGUCGAGGAGGAGGCGCGGCUUGCCGAGCUCGAGGCUGAGAAGCUCGCCGCGGAAAAGGCCGCGCUGGCGGAGGAGACGGCGCGGCGGGAGGCCGAGAAGCGGACGCUGGAGAGUAGCGAGUUCCGGUCGCUGAGGGAGCAGUUCGAGGCCGAGAUGGCGCGGUUUAGCAAGUAUGAGCUGAAGGCGCGGGACGCCAUGCGCUCGCGGCAGCUCGCCCGCAAGCGGGCGCUCGUUGACCGGUUCGCCGACGCCAUCGACAGGAUGCGCGAGCGCCACGCCAAGACGGAACAGCACCUUGAAGACCGCCAGGUCAUGGCCGAGAUUGAGCUGGCGGCGGGGCUGGCCGAGAAGGAGAAGAAGGUGCGCAUCAAGCUCAAGUACAUGGAGGACUACUGCAGCGGCAAGACAUCUUCUGGCGGCGGCAACAGCGGCGGGGGGGAUAGCAGCAGCGACGCCAUGAUGAUGAUGAUGAUGCCGCGGAGGCGGGUCACGGACCGCGACCGGGAGCAGCUGCGGCAGCAGUACUGCGUGCGCGACGGCAUGGAGCGGCGGCACCAGAGCCUGAUCCAUGGGUUGCGCGAGAAGCAGGUGAAGAGCAUGGAGGAGCUGGUGGGGCGGCACGCGAGGGAGAUGGAGGCGCUCGUGGACCGGCGCGCCGAGGAGGUGGAGGACCUCGCCGUCGAGUUUGCCAACGAGGCCGAGGUGCUCGUGCAGCGGUUUGCCGAGCGCCGGGCCAAGCUCCUCCGGAGGUGGGCGCUGGCGGCGGAGAUCUUGAAGGUCGAACUCGAGAGGAGGGAGGGGAAGCCGUUUGCCGCUAUGGAAUUGCCUCCUUGGCCUGAACCUCAAUCAGAACUGGAGGAGGUGGAUGGCGAGGCGAUGAAGGGGAUUGUUGCUACUGUGCAGGAUGCGGCUGUCGUUGUCGAAAUCGCGUCUUAG
Molecule: messenger RNA, 2133 nt
Organism: Parathielavia appendiculata
Lineage: Eukaryota; Fungi; Ascomycota; Sordariomycetes; Sordariales; Chaetomiaceae
Exons: 2
Coding region: 1-2133 (710 amino acids)
Biological process (GO): ubiquitin-dependent protein catabolic process; positive regulation of proteasomal ubiquitin-dependent protein catabolic process; protein polyubiquitination
Cellular component (GO): ubiquitin ligase complex; cytoplasm
Molecular function (GO): ubiquitin conjugating enzyme binding; ubiquitin protein ligase activity; zinc ion binding
Source: RefSeq, a predicted model, not a curated record